AUGCUAGGAGGAUUCAACCCGUUUGAUCUGGGCGAUCUGGCCCAGGGGACCAAGAAGGCGGCCCCCGCGAAGAAACCAGUGCCUGCUGAGCAAGCCCAACCUGCUAAACCUGCCCAGAAGAAGCUCGAGGAGAAGCCCAAGGAGAAGGAAGUGAAGAAGGAAGAUACCAAAAAGGAGGCUGUUGAGGAGGCCAAGAAGACAGUCAAGACUAAAACAAGCAAAUCUAAACCCGUUAAACCGACAAAUACUUCCAGAAAGGUCUCGAAACCCGCAAAAACCUCCAAGGAAGACGCCGAGAAGGAGUACCACAGAAAAAUGAGACUAGCAUUUGAGGCCCAGUUUGGACAUGUUGAGGGGCUAAAGGAGGACGACAAAGAGGAUGAAGAUUCUGAGUCUGAGUCGGAUGAUAACAAUGAUGACUUUGACGACAACGAGGAUCUCGUCGAGCUCUCCAAGACUUAUGUGGAGCGGCCAUCAGACGAUGAGAUGGACACCGAGAGCGAGAAAGAGGAGGAGGAAGAAACGAAGAAAGAAGAAGGACCUGUGAUUGUCCGGUUCACUGGAAGCGACCGUUCUACGAGGGACUUCAACGAAAAAGCCGAGAAGAAACGGUUCAUGAGCAAGAAGACACCGUUGUCUGAGGUCCAGAAGGAGGAGAAGGAGAAGCUACUCAGUGAGACUCAAAGACGAGUGCCCAAGACCAAGGAGGAAGAGGAGGAGGAGAAGGAGGACCUGCAGAAUGACGUGGCUCUGCAACGACUUAUCAACGAGUCUUCGAUUUUGCAUUCUCAGGCUGCUCAGUCUAGCUUCUCUGGAGCAGAUAUUUCCUUCCUGGACGAUGGUCCCAUUGGUAAGGCUCGUCUUAAGACCCUGACGUCUCGAAUUGAGAGUCUGGGAGGCAAACAUAUCCCGCUCCAGAAGAACAUGCCAAUGUUGACUCGAAAAAUGGUCAACUCCAAGUUCCAGAACAAGGUCAAGGCCGAGCAAGAGCAUGCCCAGGAGGCCGGUAUUAUUCUGGCUAAGACGGCUCCGGUGGACAACCGGUUUGCCAUUCGAAAGAAGAAGGUUGUCAAGCGAGACCGAGGUCUGAAAAUCAACUCGGUUGGUAAGAGCACCGCUGGAGGAAUCAAGUUGUCUAAACACGAGAUUCGCAAGUUUGGAGGUAAGAUCUAG
Yarrowia lipolytica CLIB122 is the source of this 1173-nucleotide messenger RNA. RefSeq lists its product as uncharacterized. The record is from RefSeq and is a predicted model, not a curated record. Gene Ontology annotation, biological process: maturation of SSU-rRNA from tricistronic rRNA transcript (SSU-rRNA, 5.8S rRNA, LSU-rRNA). Gene Ontology annotation, cellular component: nucleolus. NCBI's taxonomy places the organism in Eukaryota, Fungi, Ascomycota, Dipodascomycetes, Dipodascales.